Molecule: messenger RNA, 870 nt
Organism: Phragmites australis (common reed)
Lineage: Eukaryota; Viridiplantae; Streptophyta; Magnoliopsida; Poales; Poaceae
Product: probable calcium-binding protein CML20
Exons: 1
Coding region: 61-579 (172 amino acids)
Molecular function (GO): calcium ion binding
Source: RefSeq, a predicted model, not a curated record
CAAAAACCCCAUAGCAAACAGCGCGACAAUCGCACGGAACCAUCUCACUCGGCAAUCGGUAUGGGUCUCGUCGCCUCCGCCACCGCCUCCUGCAGCGGCCUCCUCGGCCGACGCCGCUCGCCGCCUCCGCCUCCGCCGACCCCGACCCAGCCAUCCAAGGACCCCGAGCCAGAUCUCGUCCGCGUGUUCCGCCGCUUCGACGCGGACGGCGACGGCCGCAUCUCGGCCUCAGAGAUGCGCGAGUCCUGCGGCUGCACGGCCGCGGAGGCGGAGGAGAUGAUCGCCGCCGCGGACCGCGACGGGGACGGGUUCAUCAGCCUCGAUGAGCUCCGGGCGCUGCUGGAGGACCGGGACCAGUCCGACGCGCUGCUCGCCGCGUUCGCCGAGUACGACGAGGACGGGGACGGCGUGAUCACGGCCGAGGAGCUGCGCCGCGCGCUACGGAGGCUGGGGCUCGGCGGGGAGGAGAUGACGGUCGAGCGGUGCGCGGAGAUCAUCGCGGCGGUGGACGGCGACGGCGACGGGGUCAUCUCCUUCGACGAGUUCAAGGCCAUGAUGGAGACCAACCUGCCGGCGUAAGCCAUCCGCGUCCCCCACGUCUUCUUCUCGGAAUCGGAUCGCUCGUCGAUGUGCGUAUGCGCCUACUGCCGUAAUUAGCAGUAAAUGUGAAGGACUCAAGGGAGAUUAAGUUUAGGGUUUCGCGUUCUAAUGGCUGGUUUUAGUCUAGUUCGGAAUUAGUUUCUGAGGUUUACGUAAUUGGGCCUUUUGAUGUGACAGCAGUUAGCUGAGAAUUUGGAACGAUGCAUGACUCUGGUUUUAGGAUAGAACUCUACGCAAAAUUUCAAUGUAAUUCUUCUAUGCAAAAACAUC